Symbiodinium natans is the source of this 339-nucleotide messenger RNA. NCBI's taxonomy places the organism in Eukaryota, Dinophyceae, Suessiales, Symbiodiniaceae. The record is from the annotation of a GenBank genome assembly.
AUGGCCAAGCGAUGCCGCGCGAUCUUGAGCCUGGUCCUGCUCCUCGCCGCACUGAGGGCGACCAUGAACUUCUCGGUGCCACGCCUGCCCAGGCAAAAACGUGGUGUUUGGACACUCUCGCAGCAGGCAGAGACGCAUGAGCCCUUCAACGAGGAGCCUGGAAAGCCCUUCUCCUUCUUCGAGAUGGAGCUGCCCGACUGGCUGAUGCCUUCCCUCGGGGCGGAUGUCAAGACAGACUCCUGGGAGAACCACAGCAUCCUUGACUUCAGCUUGGACUACCACGUCCUUGCCGGCACCCUCUUCGGCAUGGCUCUCUUCUACGUAGGCGUCUUCGCCUAA